AUGAACCAUGAGCAGUGUGUACUUGACCUCUCUAAGUGUCCUUUCAUUCAGGGAAAAAUGUGGUUUGCUCAGCCCAAGGAUGCUGGUUUUUCAUUUAGCCACGGUAUCAAUGGUCAUUUGACCAGCCUCUCCGUUGUUGGAAGCACCAUCCCCACUCCCGACCCCGCUACUAAGGAGAAGGCUUUCUGUGCUCUGGAUAACUUGAAUGCAAGGGUUGAAAACCAGGGCCAGAUUAAGAUGUCCAUCAAUGGAGUGUGUCGGGAGACUGUGUCACAUUGCUGCAUCUCAUUUCUGCAGCAGGCCGGAUUCAAUUUGUUAAUAAGCAUGACAGUUAUUAAUCACAUGCUUGCCGAGUCCGUUUCAGACUUGAAGUUCCCUUUGACAUCCGAGGGAAGUGGAUGUGCCGAGGUUCAGGUUUUGAAACUGUCCAUGGGUUUGUCUGAAAAGCCAGUCUUGGCAGGGGAAUCGCUGGGUGCCCAAACGCUGCUCUCAUUCGUGUCCCUCUUGAUCAGGAACGGAAACACACAGGCUCCCCCCGACACCCUGGCCUCUUAGAUGGCCGCCUGGAGCGGAGCGGAACCGAACGGGACGGAAUCCACCCAAAAGCCUGCUGGUGAACACACCCCCGUGUUCUCAUUCAAAGGGUCUGCAGUGGGUGCUGUUGAAGAGCCAGCCUUAGCCAGUCACCGCAUCACGGGGUGCAAGUUACACUUGCUACAUGGAGGACCACACUCUUCUGGGCCAGGCAGGGGUCCCCCCAGAGCUCGGAGUAACUUCUUGGUUUUGCAGUCCGCAGGCCGUGUGCGCUGGCGGUUACUCCCUUGCGGCCUUCCUCCUGCGGCAAAGGGAUCCUUUCAGCCGCCAGCCGUGGCUACGGAACAUCCUGUAAGAGCAUGGCGAGGGAGGCCUUGCCCGUGGCGGUCUCCCUGUCCAAGCCGGGCCGCUUUGUGGAGACCAGACACGUGUCGGGGCUCGUGCUGAAAACGCAUCUGUUGCCGCUUAGGUCGAAUUCUUUCCCAUUUACUCCUUCUUCUGUGCGAGCUGAUGGAUGGUGAACCUGUGCGUCCACGAAGGACACGCCCCUUGUCUGUGCUGUACUGACUUAACCUCAUCCACCCAGGCCUACGUUUGUAUGUAUCAUCAAUAAAGUUGUGCGCUUUGAUUG
Neomonachus schauinslandi (Hawaiian monk seal) is the source of this 1165-nucleotide messenger RNA. RefSeq names its product protein ARMCX6-like. Gene Ontology annotation, cellular component: mitochondrion. The transcript is spliced from 2 exons. Lineage: Eukaryota; Metazoa; Chordata; Mammalia; Carnivora; Phocidae. The coding region runs from base 1 to 555 and encodes 184 amino acids. The record is from RefSeq and is a predicted model, not a curated record.